Ilex paraguariensis (yerba mate) is the source of this 858-nucleotide messenger RNA. The record is from the annotation of a GenBank genome assembly. NCBI's taxonomy places the organism in Eukaryota, Viridiplantae, Streptophyta, Magnoliopsida, Aquifoliales, Aquifoliaceae.
AUGUUCACUGAUCCAAAUACCCUGGAACAAGAGGAAUUUGUGGAGACACAGUACUACAAAGAGUUGGAUUCUAUUGACAAACAACACUACGCGACUGGAAGUGGGUUUAUAAAGGUAGUGAGUGAAAAGGGUGAAGAAGAAUAUGCCCUUCAGUUGCCAGGAGCUGAAGAAAACAUUAAUGGAGGAUACAGAAAAAUGGGCAGAGAAAAGACAACAAAAAUGCUGAAGAUUAUGGGAGGAGAGGAGGAGAUAGUCGUGAAUACUCUCACUGCCUAUAAGGCAGCACAUGAUAGGUUGGCUUUUAUUAUAAAUUUCUUCAAUCUCAAUGUUCAACUUUCAGUUUCUGGAGUGGUGAUAACCGUUGCAAUUGUGGCUAUAGUAUUUGCAAUAAUUGACUGCUUGAAGAAAACAGGAAGCGCAAUUCCAAUGUACGCCCGGAUAGCCACCAAUGAGAAAAUGAAGGCUACAGAGCAACCUCUUACAAGCGACAGCGUCGCAGUGGCUAUACCACCCAAUUACCCUUUGAGUAUCGACUCGCAGGUUCAAGGAGCUACUGAGGAGAGAAUUCUCUGCAACAUUGCCAGAGAGAAGCCCAUCGCGUUUUCGCGUCAGGAGAUUGAAGAGAAUUCACCAAAGACUAUACCAAAUUGGGUUCUGUUGCAGCCAGAAGCAAGACCAGCUAUGAGCACCGUAGUGAAAAUGUUGGAAGGAGAAAUAGAAAUAACACCACCUCCGUAUCCAAAAUUUCAGAGUUUGGAAUAUCGUCUUGGUCGCUUUGGCUUGGCCAGUGGGACAACUUCUGAACCAUCCUCUUCCAACCAUGUACAGGGAACACUGGGGAUAGAGUCAUCUACUUAG